AUGGACUUUACUGCCUUUGGCCGCGAAGAGGCCACCGCGAAGGCAGCCUUCGUCGACUCCCUUGCGGUAGGCACAGGCUCUGGAUACAGCGCAGGAGGCAGCUUUGAGUAUCCAGCGGCCCAAAACAAGGACUUCUCCCUGGUCUUCGAACGCGGAGAGAAGCUGAAGACGCUGAUGAUAGGUGCAUCCGUACCACCUGGCACGCCCAGUGCACCCCAGGAGAAGGGCAUCCCUGCUGUCACGUACGACUUCCAAAUUCUUCCAGGCGACUUCGCCAACCUCUUCACAGUGGAGGUCCCGGAGGGGGCUGGCAAGCCAGACAAGCAGGCGAAGGGCAAUCUUCAAGCCGGUAAGCCGGCGGUGAAAGUGGCCUUUCGCUACAACCCUCCGGCAGACAACCCUGCAGUCUUCGGUGGCGUAAGCCUCGACCUCUUGGGCGGCAUUGGGCAGUGGAUCACCGUCAAGGCCAAAGGUGUCCUGGCGGGGGGCUUCGUGCCGCAGGGCGAGGCUCCGAAUCAGGAGUUGCUCGUAGAGCUCAAGGCAUACCUGCAGCAGAUCUGA
Messenger RNA from Effrenium voratum, 561 nucleotides. NCBI's taxonomy places the organism in Eukaryota, Dinophyceae, Suessiales, Symbiodiniaceae. The record is from the annotation of a GenBank genome assembly.